This is a messenger RNA of Athalia rosae (coleseed sawfly), 1387 nucleotides long. It is a transcript of the gene Rpt4, whose product is annotated as 26S proteasome regulatory subunit 10B. Gene Ontology annotation, cellular component: cytosolic proteasome complex; proteasome regulatory particle, base subcomplex. NCBI's taxonomy places the organism in Eukaryota, Metazoa, Arthropoda, Insecta, Hymenoptera, Athaliidae. Gene Ontology annotation, biological process: positive regulation of RNA polymerase II transcription preinitiation complex assembly. Gene Ontology annotation, molecular function: ATP hydrolysis activity; proteasome-activating activity; ATP binding. The record is from RefSeq and is a predicted model, not a curated record. The transcript is spliced from 7 exons. Bases 66 to 1247 code for a protein of 393 amino acids.
UUCCCAGCAUUUCAUAUCUACGGACCCGAGUGUUUUAUGACAGUUAGACAGCAAAAUAGAAAAGAAUGGCGACAACCGUGGACCCUGUCAGGGAACAAUCCCUUCAAGAUUAUCGUAAAAAGCUCUUAGAGCACAAAGAGGUCGAAUCUCGCCUGAAGGAAAUGCGCGAGCAGCUUAAAGACUUGACCAAGCAGUAUGACAAGUCAGAAAAUGAUCUCAAAGCCCUGCAAAGUGUCGGACAAAUUGUUGGAGAAGUGCUCAAGCAGUUGACGGAGGAGAAAUUCAUUGUGAAGGCAACAAAUGGUCCACGUUAUGUAGUAGGCUGUAGACGUCAGCUAGACAAAAAUAAAUUAAAAUCAGGAACGCGUGUAGCCUUGGAUAUGACUACACUUACGAUCAUGCGCUACUUGCCUCGUGAGGUUGACCCCUUGGUAUACAACAUGUCUCAUGAAGAUCCUGGUGAUGUCACUUACUCUGCUAUCGGUGGUCUGAGUGAGCAAAUCAGAGAAUUGAGAGAAGUAAUUGAACUGCCACUUCUAAAUCCCGAACUGUUCCAAAGAGUUGGAAUUACCCCGCCAAAGGGAUGCCUGCUAUAUGGACCGCCAGGAACAGGAAAGACCUUACUGGCAAGAGCCGUAGCUAGUCAGCUGGAUGCUAACUUUUUGAAAGUAGUAUCCAGUGCUAUAGUUGAUAAAUACAUCGGAGAGUCAGCUCGACUGAUUAGAGAAAUGUUCAACUACGCUCGUGAUCACCAGCCCUGCAUAAUUUUUAUGGAUGAGAUAGAUGCCAUUGGUGGACGUAGAUUCUCAGAAGGAACCAGUGCCGAUCGUGAAAUCCAAAGAACUCUUAUGGAGUUAUUGAACCAAAUGGACGGUUUCGAUUCUUUGGGUCAAGUGAAAAUGAUUAUGGCAACAAAUAGGCCCGAUACCCUAGACCCAGCUCUGCUGAGACCUGGAAGAUUGGACAGAAAAAUAGAAAUACCUCUGCCCAAUGAACAGGCGCGACUAGAAAUUCUAAAAAUUCAUGCAUGUCCGAUCGCGAAGCAUGGAGAAAUCGACUAUGAAGCAGUUGUUAAAUUAUCCGAUGGAUUUAAUGGUGCCGAUUUGAGAAAUGUGUGUACAGAGGCUGGUCUAUUUGCUAUACGUUCAGAGCGGGAGUAUGUUGUACAAGAAGACUUUAUGAAAGCUGUUCGGAAAGUAUCGGACAAUAAGAAGCUCGAGUCCAAGUUAGACUAUAAGCCAGUUUAAUAAUUUUGUCUGAUCCCAUUGGUAUUUUUUGCUAUUCAAUUAUCCAUAUCUGCUAAUUAUUGUAAGGUUGGUACUUCAACUCCCAUCUUCUGCAGCGAUAACAACACUUUUAUUACAAUAAAAAUUGUACAUGAAAAAUA